UAUUACUUCCAAACUGUGAUUUCGGUGGCGGCCCUCGUGACUAACGGCAGCGCCUCCUUGCUUGCGUACAACGGCGUAUAUGGAGGCCAUCACGGCCUUCUUGGUGCCUAUCCUUACGCAGGGUAUUCUGGUUUGGUGCCCUACGCAUACGCAGGUGGCCUUCCCGCAGCUGCUCCCCUCACCAUCAAAACACCUGUAAUCAAGACCUUGGGUCCUUCACCUGUAUCCUACAACGUGGCUCCUGCACCUGUCUCCUACAACGUGGCUCCUGUACCUGUAUCCUACAACGUAGCUCCUUCACCUGUUUCCUACAACGUAGCUCCUGUGGCACCUGUUCAGUCUCAGUAUCACGCUCAGGAUGAGAUCGGUCAGUACUCCUUCGGUUACGCCGGCGGUGCAUCUUCACGCGCUGAGUCUCGCGAUGCCUUCGGUGUUGUCUGUGGUUCGUACAACUACGUGGACUCUGAGGGCAAGGUUCAGACUCAGUACUACGUGGCUGACGCCCUUGGCUUCCGUGCGUCCGGCACCAACCUUCCUGUGGCUCCCGACGCCCCUCUGGCCGCCCUCCCCGGCCCCGUCCCCGAACCCGUCCAGGACACUGCUGAGGUAGUCGCCGCCAAGCUCGCCCAUUUCCAGGCCUACAACGAAGCCGCCGCCGCCGCCGCUGCCGCCCCAGACACCCGCUAAAGAGUGUUUUAGAAACUGCAUCAUAUCUGUGCGUAGAGCUCUCGCCAGCAGAUAACAGCAUCAAGAUUCUAGUCAGUUUCGAUCGAGAGUUGACGGACGUGUAUGAGAUACCUCUGAA
Penaeus vannamei (Pacific white shrimp) is the source of this 805-nucleotide messenger RNA. Its product is annotated as cuticle protein 6. The record is from RefSeq and is a predicted model, not a curated record. Gene Ontology annotation, molecular function: structural constituent of chitin-based larval cuticle. NCBI's taxonomy places the organism in Eukaryota, Metazoa, Arthropoda, Malacostraca, Decapoda, Penaeidae. Gene Ontology annotation, cellular component: chitin-based extracellular matrix.